CGAGAACACUUAAUCAGUCCGACCUCGACCAGCGCUCGUGUGGCGGUGCGGCCAGACACAUCUAGGGACCACUCUGUUAACUUGCAAGUUGAAGACGUCACUUUCUUCAAGUGAUACAACUGUCGCACGUCUUGGGUCUAGUUUGACUAAUUCAGCACAAAUUUAGGUCAUCACAGAAGUCACAGCGAUGGCCAACACGGAUUCGUCAACUCCUAGUGAGGAGGGGCAGUGGAGGAUCCCUGACUUGUUAGCUCUGAAGAAAGCCGGAGGGCAGUUCACCGACGACCAGGUCUCCUUCUUGGUGAGAGCCAUCAGCGACAGGACCAUGGACGACUACCAGCUCGGAGCCUUCUUGAUGUGCACUACGCUGCAGGGUAUGACGGACGAGGAGAUAGUCGCCCUCACCCGCUACACCAGAGACUCGGGGUGUGUGUUGUCGUGGCCGGCGGACUGGGUGGUGGUGGACAAGCACAGCACAGGCGGAGUGGGGGACAAGGUGUCGUUGGCCCUGGCCCCAGCCCUGGCCACCUUGGGCCUCAAGGUGCCCAUGAUCAGCGGCAGGGGACUUGCUCACACAGGCGGCACUCUUGACAAGCUCGAGAGCAUUCCAGGGUUCCGAGUGAGCCUGAGCGAGAAGGAGAUGCUGGAGGCGCUGACGGAGGCCGGGUGCUGCAUCGUGGGCCAGACGGUGGAUAUCGUGCCAGCCGACUGCCGCAUGUACGCUGCCAGGGACGUCACCUCCACCGUCCUCUCCACGCCCCUCAUCGUCGCAUCCAUUGUGGGCAAGAAGGCAGCAGAGUCUAUAAAUGCCUUGGUGAUGGACGUGAAGUACGGACGAGGAGCCUUCAUGAAGACGAUGGAGGAGGCAAAGCAGCUGGGAGAGAACCUGGUGAAGGUGGCCAAGUGUCUGGGCAUCAAGAGCACCGCGCUCAUCACCGCCAUGGACGUCCCUGUCGGCAACACCAUAGGCAACGCUCUCGAGGUGCGAGAAGCCAUUGAUUGUAUGCGGGGACAAGGCCCCCCAGACCUCCACCAGCUGGUCACGCAUCUUGGAGGAGAGCUGCUGGCGAUGUGUGGGAUUUCGUCAUCAGAAGAGGAGGGUCGUGGAGCCAUGACUCGAGUCCUAAGCGACGGGUCAGCGAGGGCUACGUUCUGUAGCAUGCUUCAGAAACAGGGCGUGAGUCCUGAGGUGGCGAGGUCCCUGUGUGGCGACCAGGCCGACUACCACCACCUUCCCCGCGCUUCUCACAUCACGCCUGUUAAAGCUUCCGCCUCGGGCGUGGUAGUGGACCUGGACGCGCUGGCUCUGGCCAGGGUGAGCAUGCAGCUGGGCACGGGACGCAACCGGGUGGGGGAUCCUAUCAACUACGCUUCUGGCAUCGUCCUCCUCAAAGUUGUGGGUGAGAGUGUGGUGGAGGGCGAGGCUUGGGCGGAGCUGCACCACGACAGCCCGCUUCCCACUUCAGUGCUCGCUAACACUCAGGCAGCCCUCACCCUCGACCCCAGUAUCAAAGUCUUCACAAGAUCAUCCAGGAUCACUGCCCGCAUUACCUAAUAGGAUGUAUAUAUAUACUGUUCUAUUGCUGGAACGCUGCCAUAUAUCCAGGGAAGAAAAUAUUCACCCCUGCAUCACCCAAGAACCAUGCUAAAAAGAUGUUUGUUACUUUUGAUAUAUGAUCCUGAAACCUAACCUCCCCCCCCCAUAAAUAUGAUCUAAGAAUUGUAUAUAACAAAUUUAAAAUAGUUGAUGCACGUUCCAAGUCGAGUGGGGAAUAUUAGAUGAAAGUAUAGCUAGUUUUUGAUCUACACUGUGUAAUCUUUCAUAUAGGUAGCAGCAAAUUGUUGUGUAUAUACCUAAGCUUGUUAAUAAGACAAAACAAGUGAAUGUUAGGCAUU
Procambarus clarkii (red swamp crayfish) is the source of this 1896-nucleotide messenger RNA. Its product is annotated as thymidine phosphorylase. Gene Ontology annotation, biological process: pyrimidine nucleobase metabolic process; pyrimidine nucleoside metabolic process. Gene Ontology annotation, molecular function: 1,4-alpha-oligoglucan phosphorylase activity; pyrimidine-nucleoside phosphorylase activity. The record is from RefSeq and is a predicted model, not a curated record. Gene Ontology annotation, cellular component: cytosol. Lineage: Eukaryota; Metazoa; Arthropoda; Malacostraca; Decapoda; Cambaridae.